CACCAAGCACAGAAAUUUGAAGUCCUCGCUGUGCCAGAAGUGGCUGUCGUGUGGAAUUUGAAGACUGAUGGAUUGUACUUUUAUUUGCAAUGGCUAGCGCCUGCUUACCUCAGCUGGGCUGUAAUGAGAGAAGAAAUAUGUAAUUAUUUUCCUGUAUUCCUCACGCCAGAAGAAACUAAUAACUGUCCGGAAAAGCAGUUGAUAAUAGCGUGGUGUUGUUGGAAUUAUUUGGUGUGCGGUAGUACUCAAAAUGCCUCAAUAUGCAUUUGCUACGCUGCUCAGGGGGCGGUUAGCAUGGAUGUUCAUGGCAGUAGGUUUGCUCUUCUGUCCUGCAAUCGUGGAUUGUCAAGGCCCAGGGGGGCCGGGAGCCGGCGGUGGUGGAACUGCACCACGUCCACCUAGACCGACGGGGAUAACUCCACCACUAGAUAGGCCCACGUCUAGACCACCUCCACCUCUACCUAGCGAUAGAACGAGAACCAUACGUCCAACGCCAAGGUUGACCAACACCAGGAUUAUCCCAUCACAACCAACUGGAACUCCGGAGCGCACCAUAACCCCAAGACCCAAGCCUCAAGGAUGUCAAAGGCAGUCCGAUUGCAGAAAGGAAUUCAAAUGCGAGAGAGGAAGAUGCAUAUCUGGCGACCAGGAUACGACGUCAGAGAAUGCCUGUCGAGGCAGAACAGCUCUGCAAGUUCUUUUGGCACGCAGCAAUCUAUCCUCAAUGUUCCUCAGCAACCUGAGGACGUCGUUUGGAGAAGAAAUAAUCAACUUGCUCAACGACACAAGAGCACGCCUAACUGUAUUUGCGCCGACGAAUGUAGCCUUUGCAAGGGCACGAAACGGAAGUUCUGAGGUUGCAAUCCAUGCCAAUAGUGAGUGCUUGAAGGCUGCUCUUCGGUUACACAUUGUCCUAAGAUCAUUCAACUCAUCAGAGCUUGUUUUGGCAAGGCAGAUCGGUACAAUGCAAGGUUGGAACAUUACGGUCUCCACUGCACACGGACAGACUUUGCCAUACCUGCAGGUGUCCUCGUCGGCAACGACAAGGCCCAGUGACCGUGCACAACUAAUUCACCACUCUAACUUGCCUGUGUGCAAUGGCAUGGUGCAUUUCGUUAACAAUCUUCUUGUGCCGCGUUCCAUGCUCCCGGACACACAACAGAAAUCUGUUGUAGAUGCCAUCAAUGCAUACCCCGGCCUGAGUGACUUUGCCAAGGUUCUGAAGCUGACUUCCAUCGAUGCAUUGCUGGCUCCUCCAGCACGAUAUACCAUCUUUGCUCCAACUAACAGCGCGUUCCGCACGCUGGGUCUCGUGAAAGCCAACUGGUCUUUGUCCAUGCUGGAAAGCGAGGCACAACUGCGCCAGCUCGUUGGUCUUAUCCGCAGUCAUGUUGCGCCAAUGCCGUAUACCGUAGUAGACCUGAGUAGGAUGGCCAAUACCAAUUUACCAGUCCUGAGCCUGGAGGGACAGCUGGUGAAUGGCUCAGUCAGAAUCCUAUCUAGUGCGGAAAUUCUUGUCCACAGCGCGCCUCUUAUCCAGAGUAACAUCACUGCAAGCAACGGUAUUAUUCACAUUGUGGACGGUGUUUUCUCGCUGCAAUACCCGUCCAACCGCUGCGUGCAGGAGGUCAGGGAUAGAUACCCGGGCAAGUGCACGAGCUGUCCUAGCGGCUAUCCGACGGGCCGUAUUAGCUGUGCACCAGGGCUUCCUGACAUCCGCCUAGGUGUCACCACUAAAGGCUGUGGCACUCACAACUGUCGCUACAGAGAGUGUGUCAACGAGAAGCCGAGCAAGAUUGUGACGUGUUGCAAGGGCUACUACAGUUCAGCAUGCUUACCGUGCCCUGGCAGCAAUGUGGCCAACCCAUGCAGUGGCCAUGGAACUUGUGCCGAUGGAAUCUCUGGCAGUGGAACAUGUUUGUGCGAGCCUGGAUAUACUGGUACUGCCUGCGACACCAGGAUAACUGACAGUGAAGCGAAUAGCGUGGAGCCAACAUUCCCUCCUCGAGCACCAGAGAGAUCUGGGACUGGUUCUCAGUCAGACAGUGACGAAGACUCUGAAACCGCCAAGACAAACUCACACCGCUCGGAAUAUUUCCUGAUUCCAUUGUCCAUCGGAGCCACGCUGGCAGUACUCGUGGUCGUGGCUGGAGUCGUCUUGUGGAAGAUGAAGCGACGAGUUGUCUCCAUCUCUGAAACACAACAGCAGCCGCAACAGCAGCAAGCGCGGAGUCCUCAGCCCAGUAUGCCAUGCGAUGUGCAGCUUGUUCCGGGUAUGCCAGGUGCAUAUGUAUGCCGCCAAGGCCCGGGAGAACGAGAAUUCGUUGUUGUUUCGCCAACUGUUGUUUCUUUCCAUGCCACUCAGAGUGGCACCACAAUGACAUCAAUCCCAGAAGAAGAGCAAGCGAGUGAAGAAGGAGAUAGCCCAAAUUUGGAGCGCCAAUCUCUGUCCGAUGUGUCCGUGUCUGAACUUGUGGCAAACCAGCACCCCCUCAGUAAAUCCCAUGACUUGUCACCUGCAGACAGUCUGGAAGCAACUAGUUCCAACGAGCUGUUGGAUAAUUGAUAUGAUGAUGUUGUUCAUCAUCAACUUGAUCACUCAGUUAGCAGCAAAUUAACUGUCCCAAGCAUGCGGCUGGCCGCAUUAACACAUAUCACAUACAUGUACUUGCACGUAUUGGAACCACUAGUUACCACUCUUCCUCCUGAAGAUUAAUCUGACUCCUUCUGCACUAUCUGGUUUUUCAUACGCUCUCUAAGUUUCCUAGGCCUUUUGACAUGGACCGACUACGUGGAAGGCAAGGUCGCCAUUUUCAUCCUAAAUAUUCCUUUACAGAUUGUUAUUAUACUCAGUUCACGUUAAAUCUAAAAAUAAAAUAAUAGCACCGGCAUUCUAGCAUAGUAAUUUAGAAUAUAAUCUGCCUUCAGUAUGAUCUGGUUGAGAGUUUUGGGACAUCUAGUUUAGUUUUGCACACUGACUGAUUCUCCAUUGCCCUCAAUGUUAUACGAGGUACAUUGUUCAAGUUUUGAGGCUUCUUGACUUUUCAUAACUUUUCAGGCCGACUUGCCAAUCGUCUUUCCUAUUUAUGAUAUGAAUUUGUCCAGCAGGCUCUACUAGAAUGUAACACAGCUAUCGUUUCCCCUUCACUUUGCGUGUCCAAUAACUUGGCAAUAAGUUUGUGUCAUAUUGUGUAGUGAUGCGGCCUGGUCAGUGUACAGACUCUACUACUGUACUCUCGGUCUCUCGCCUCACGAUGCCAUUUAUUAUACUACAUCACCUUAGCGCCUGUACACCAGCAAAACACAGGAUAUUGAACCCCAACGCAAAAGAAAUGUGUGAUGGAAACUACCCCGACACCAUUAGUGUGUUAUGAUUUCUUAUGUUAGUCACAUGAAAACAACGUUCAAAUCCAAAACUGAA
This is a messenger RNA of Sycon ciliatum, 3421 nucleotides long. RefSeq names its product stabilin-1-like. The transcript is spliced from 17 exons. Lineage: Eukaryota; Metazoa; Porifera; Calcarea; Leucosolenida; Sycettidae. Bases 251 to 2566 code for a protein of 771 amino acids. The record is from RefSeq and is a predicted model, not a curated record.